Pleurotus ostreatus (oyster mushroom) is the source of this 780-nucleotide messenger RNA. RefSeq lists its product as uncharacterized. The record is from RefSeq and is a predicted model, not a curated record. Bases 1 to 780 code for a protein of 259 amino acids. The transcript has 2 exons. Lineage: Eukaryota; Fungi; Basidiomycota; Agaricomycetes; Agaricales; Pleurotaceae.
AUGCUUCCUCCCCUCAGGUUAACACACACGCCGUUCAUCUGCAUCGAGAAGCUUGAUGAAGAGGACAUCCAUGCGGAAAUACGCUCGAUAGCACUCUACACACACCUCUGGGCACAAGGAAUAUGCGACGAGAGAUUCCAUCUGCGGACAGUAAAAGGAACGAAGAAGAAUCCCGCUGCCCCGCCCCACCCGUCAAACCACUUCUCAUUGUGGCUGAUACUCGCUGGAAGAGAGGACCACGCCGUGAUGGUCGACAUCAUCGCGGAGCAAUGCACGGAUCCCAGCGGCUCACCGAACUCCCUCGAGAACCUGCAUGGCCUCGUCCGUCUCAGCAGCAAGGACAGAAACACGGCGGAACACGUUGGCUGCGUCUUCGAGGAUAUGGCCAUCGUCAAGGGACUCACGCCGCUCCACGUCCUGAACUUCAUCCGCAUAAGGGGCUUGCAGUAUUAUACGUUCACCCCAUGUAACAAGGGUCGACUGGGGUGUAGAUAUUGGCUUUAUGUGCUCUACAGAGAGAUGGAGUCGGCAAGUUUGGUGGCGCCCGGUGGGGGUGAGACGUUGAAGAUGUACUUACUAAGGUUUCACAAUCGGGCGGGAGGAGGGCAGCGGAAGAACACAAACGCGUGGGUAUGGGAUACUGAACAUGAUUGGGACGACCUACCAGCAGGGAACUUCUAUGCGCCGAAGUGCAAGAUCGAUAUUUCCUACUGUCUGGAAGACACGGCCCCAGCCCAGUUCAACAAUGGCCAGCGCGGAAAAUGUCUGUUCGUUGAUUGA